UUACAGCCCUGGACCCUGUUUAUGUCUUAGCCACAGCAGACACACGAUGUUCUGUCUUGUACCCAGUCUUCACGUCCACAGCAGACACACGAUGUUCUGUCUUGUACCCAGUCUUCACGUCCACAGCAGACAAACGAUGUUCUGUCUUGUACCCAGUCUUCACGUCCACAGCAGACACACGAUGUUCUGUCUUGUACACGGUCUUCACGUCCACAGCAGACACACGAUGUUCUGUCUUGUACCCGGUCUUCACGUCCACAGCAGACACACGAUGUUCUGUCUUGUACCCAGUCUUCACGUCCACAGCAGACACACGAUGUUCUGUCUUGUACACGGUCUUCACGUCCACAGCAGACACACGAUGUUCUGUCUUGUACCCGGUCUUCACGUCCACAGCAGACACACCAUGUUCUGUCUUGUACCCGGUCUUCACGUCCACAGCAGACACACCAUGUUCUGUCUUGUACCCGGUCUUCACGUCCACAGCAGACACACGAUGUUCUGUCUUGUACCCGGUCUUCACGUCCACAGCAGACACACGAUGUUCUGUCUUGUACACGGUCUUCACGUCCACAGCAGACACACCAUGUUCUGUCUUGUACCCGGUCUUCACGUCAGGCAGCAGACACACCAUGUUCUGUCUUGUACCCGGUCUUCACGUCCGGCAGCAGACACACCAUGUUCUGUCUUGUACCCGGUCUUCACGUCCGGCAGCCCCUUGGUUUACUCCAAUGUCACCCUUCUCAAGCGAGGCCGCUCUCUCGACAUGGCUAUUCAAAUUAGCAGACAACGAUUUAAUAAUAACAAUAACGUUGAAUACAAGAAGGUAUUUGUAA
Messenger RNA from Candidula unifasciata, 836 nucleotides. The record is from the annotation of a GenBank genome assembly. NCBI's taxonomy places the organism in Eukaryota, Metazoa, Mollusca, Gastropoda, Stylommatophora, Geomitridae.